UCGUUGUCAUAACGACUGCAAAAUUCAACGACGGCAAACAAAAACAAACAGUGAAAUUUGACAAUUGGUAAAUAUAAAAGAAAAGAAAAUGUUUAGAAGCAGCGCACCGAAACGCACCGGCAUCUAUCGUGUGUGCGGGGACAUGUCCGAUUUCCAAAUGGAGCUGCGAUUGCGACACAUUAGCGAAUGGCUGCCAGUGCCGAAAUUUGAAUAUACGGGCGCGAAUGCAAACAGCGGCCCCCAUGUCGACCAUUAUCCGGAGAGUCCGAUGAGCAGCACCUUUGGCGAUUUCUUCAUCUAUGUGCCCCACGACGAUCACAAUGGCAACUAUUGCAACUACUACGACUAUUACAAUCCGAGCAGCGAAUAUCGCAAAGCCUCUUCGCGGAGUUACACAAGUCGCGACAGCUAUGCGAGUCGCAGCAGCAGCAGCAAUGCAUUGAUGGGCAGCACUGCCACUGGAAGUGGCAAUGCGAGUGCAUUAACUGGCAGCACUGAAACACGAAGUGUGCCCAGCUCGGAGCUGGAAACGCAUUUCGAAACGCAGUCAGCGAUCAAUGAGGAUGAUUUCCAUGCCCAAAAUCGCGAGCUGUGCAACGGCGCCACAGCGAAUUUGUGCAUUUCGUGGCAGCAGAAGCACUUCAGUCGGGCCGAGCUGCAGCGCUACAGCGACGCCAGCAAGUGUGUGACGACGCUGCAGCGACGCUAUCAUCGCUGGACGAAGCAGACGAUUGAACUGCAGCUGCGCUACAACGAACAGCUCGCCUAUCAUCAGCAGGCGCACGCUGAGCAGCUGCGGGCGCGCAGUCGACGUCGACGUCGCAGCAGCAGCAAACGCAACUCCGAGGCGGAAGUGGAGGCGGAGGGGGAAGCGGACUCGCCGCUACUCCCCGAUGAUCCGAACUUUGCGGCACGCACUUGCCUCAUACACACUCUGAUCGAUGCGGAUCUGCAGGAGGAGGAGCGGGAGGAGCAGCUGAAGGGCUAUCAGCUGAUGCGGAUCUAUGCGCAGCUGCAGCGCGAUACGUUGCUCUUCAGCUUGCGCUACUCGCCGACAGAGGGCUUGCUAUAUGUGUACCCGGACUUUAACCUGAGUGCGGACGAUAUGGAAUACUCUCUGGAGUUGGACAACGAUUGCCGACAGCUGUUCGCCUACGGCCUGGAGAAUGUGACGCUUCCCCUGCUACAGAAGACCCUGACCCUUAGUCCUUCCCCUCCUCUUCCUGUUCAUCUUCCUCCGCCCUUGGAGCUGCAUUCCCCACCCGCAACUGCCACCGCCAGCGAACUCCUCACGUAUUACGAACAGGAGCGUCAACUGGCCGCCGAGCGUCGACGUCUGCUUCAGUUUGCGGUGCCACCGAAACGCAUGCGACGCGUCUCCCUGCUGUUGCAGCUGCACGAGGCUCAGCACUUCGAGCACCCGAACAUCCAUGUUCGCUACUACGUGAAUCCCCCGAAGCACACGCUCCUCGAGCUCGAGCCCGGAUGCAGCGACGAACCCUUUCCGCUGCGAGGCGCCACGGCGACUUGCCUCGAAGGAGGCGCCGGGAACUUGGCCAGCUUCUCGCAUUGCUGGCAAUUGACGUUGCUCUGCGAGGAGACGUUCGUCGGGGCUGAGGAGGAGCAGCAGCUGCUGCACAUCUACUUCGAGGUGAUCAGCAUCGAUUCCUGGCAACGCGAACGCUGCGAGGGUUACGCCCACUUUGCCUGCUCGCUCCUCGCUCCGCUUCCCGUCGCCGCUACGCACGGGAUUCGGCUGCAGUGCAUCCGUCCCGUGGGCAGCUGGCUGGAUGCCUUCAAUCGCUACUUCAUUGGCGGUCGCAAGCUCUUCGACUUUGUCGGCUACUUCAGUUUCCAUUCCCAAUCCCAGCUUGGUCCUCAGACCCUUCACAGUCGCUUUGAGGCGGACAAAGCUUGUGCCAUGCGCAGCACGGGAAACAUUUUGUUCAGCGUGCGGAAGAUUCAGCAGCGACAACUGCCGCUGGGAUAUCAGCUGGAUGGCGAGGACAGCAACGAUGACGAUGACUUCGACACGGGGAGGAGAAGCAAGGAAGGCGUCUCCUCAACUCUCGACGAAGUGCUCGCUGCCUACGUCGAGGCAAGGGAUCGCAUCGAAGCGCUGCUCGGACACGCAACGAGCUGAGCUUCAAAACUAACUUGAGGUUUUAAAUCUGACUGAGCUUUUAAAUUAAGCUUUGAAGUAGAGACUUUAGCAAUUUAAGUUUAAGCUCGACGCACUCUUAGAAUUUAAGUUAAUUUAAAUUUGUAAUUAUAUUAAAAUUUGGGAAAG
Messenger RNA from Drosophila sulfurigaster albostrigata, 2290 nucleotides. It is a transcript of the gene Mks1, whose product is annotated as tectonic-like complex member Mks1. Gene Ontology annotation, biological process: cilium assembly. Lineage: Eukaryota; Metazoa; Arthropoda; Insecta; Diptera; Drosophilidae. The record is from RefSeq and is a predicted model, not a curated record. The transcript has a single exon. Gene Ontology annotation, cellular component: MKS complex. The coding region runs from base 89 to 2143 and encodes 684 amino acids.